AUGGCCGCUGAAAUCAACCAGACGCCCUCGUCUUCGGAUACGCCGAGUAAUUACAGAAGACCAGGUAAUUUAUGUUGUUCAUGACACUAUUGAUCCAUAUUUAGAACUUUUGUACAAAGUCGAUGGCCAGAUAGCACGGAUCAUCAAGUUCUUGAUCUUGGACAAUGAGGAAGGCUUCAUAAUAAUCAGCGAAGACAAAAGUCUUAGAAUUCUUUUGAAAAGAGAUAACGGCCAGUUCUGGCCAUCCGUUAUCGAAUAUCUUCCCAAUCUCCCAACUUGUUUAUUCUUGCAUGAAACAGCUCGACUGUAAGUGUUCUUUCUCGUGGUUGAUCGUUGAGGUUUAGGUUGUUUGUCGGACUGGUUAGUGGAGCUGUGUAUCAAUAUGAGAUCCGAGAGGAUUGGAAUUCCCUGGAAUUGAUUCGACGUUACAAUGUCCACACAAACGCUGUUACCGGCAUCGCCUACUCUCACAUCGGAAAGGAAUUGUUCUCGUGCAGUCGAGACAAGACUUUGAUUUGGCAUUCUGCUGAUUCCGGGAAUAAAAUUGGAAUGUAUAAUUUGGGAUGUCCUUGUUCUGUGAUACAAUUUGAUAGUUCGACCAACUUUGCCUUCAUUGGAGAUGCUAACGGCAAUGUGUACGUGUUGAGAAUAAAUGGAGUAGCUGCACAGCUAGUCAGUAAACUUAGUGCUCAUACAGGUAAUUUUCCAACUUACCAGUUUGCUUAAAAUUAAAAAAUAAAUUAUCAGCAAUAAGAAGACUAAUUUAUUAUUAUUAUUAUUAUUAAGGUAGUUUUAAAUGGUACUCUAUGUCGGAUUAUGUUAAAUUUAUAGGUGCGAUUACCGAUUUGGCAUGGGACAGCACAAGACAGCUCUUGUUCUCGGCUAGUACGGAUACUCUGGUCAUAAUGUGGGAUAUCGGCGGUAAACAAGGGCAAUGUUACGAGCUGAAGUACGUGAAAGGGUUUUUAUCUUUACUUAACACAUUUUUAUAUCUAAAUUUAAUUUUAAUAUUUUAGUGGACAUGACUCAAAACUAAGUGCCGUAGUCUUGGGCGCCAACAAGAACAAACUGUUUUCUGUUGAUGAGACUGGUCAUUUAAUGUGCUGGGAUCUGAAUGCAAAGAGAAUCAUGGCCCCAGCAUGGAAGGAUUCUGAUAACUGUCAAUUGUGCGAUGUGCCUUUCUUUUGGAAUGUCAAAGUUAUGUGGGAGCGGAAAGUAAGUAUUAGCCAAACCUUAUGUGUUAAUUAAUCUUUUGCGUAUUAUCUCUUUUAUGCAAUUUUGUCAUUUUAAGGUGGUGGGAGUACGCCGACAUCAUUGUAGAACAUGCGGAACGUCAGUCUGUGAUAACUGUUGUAAUUACCGAACAAUCUUCCCAGCUAUGGGAUUUGAAAAGCCGGCUAGAAUAUGCAGAACAUGCAAGAAGAAGAUGGAAGAGUAUCCAGAGAAGUUUGAGUAAGUGUGUUUAAUUGUUUUUCAUGCAAAAGUCAAGCCUAAUGUUACCUAAUUAUAAUACUAAAGACUGUUUUCUAAGAUUUAUUAUUAAAUUUUCAGCUUAACUCCUUUGGCCACAAUAAGCGAGCUAAGACAAGGCGUAGUAGACAUGCGGCUACACAAAGAUGGUAACAAACUAGCUACCAUCGGCUAUGACAGAACUAUUUUGUUGUGGGACAUUUUGCAAGUAUUUUAA
Molecule: messenger RNA, 1687 nt
Organism: Bursaphelenchus okinawaensis
Lineage: Eukaryota; Metazoa; Nematoda; Chromadorea; Rhabditida; Aphelenchoididae
Source: the annotation of a GenBank genome assembly